Molecule: messenger RNA, 1624 nt
Organism: Linepithema humile (Argentine ant)
Lineage: Eukaryota; Metazoa; Arthropoda; Insecta; Hymenoptera; Formicidae
Source: RefSeq, a predicted model, not a curated record
CGUUAGUGUUUAGCAGUUGAACAAUUGAAAUCGGGGAAUUGCUGAGAGUCUGUAACCCCCGUAGGCUUCAGAAUUUUUAACAACUUUCAGACGCGUGACGCAACUUGAUUACACCGCUUUUUGCUUUUCAAUUCAUUUCAACUGUUGCGAACGUUUCAUAAUUGUACGCAGGAUGUUUUCUGAAAAUAAUCUUGGCAAAGAUUAUUCCAGCAUAUCUAAACACGAACUACUAUUGCAUGUUUGUAACAACGAAAGAGAUCUUGACGAAAGUUUGCGAAACAUGGCCGAAAUUUUUAUUUAUCUCUGCAGUUUAAUUUUUAUGGCGCAUUAUCCACUUGUGAACAUAAGUAAAAUUGAAAAAUUUCAAGAUUUAUGUAACGAAGAUAUUGUAGGCAGAGACUUUCGUAUCAACGUUAUAAAACAAUUUUAUUUCUUUUUUCACACGCAACAUGCAAUUGCAGAUGCUUUGGAGACAUUUUCAAAUUGCAGAAAGUACAGUCUGCCAAUUUUUAUUAUUGUGGGUCUUUUAGGAAACUGUUUGUCCGCUAUUGUGCUCUUCCGUAAAAAGAUGCGUUCUUUCUCGUCCAACAUCUACUUGGGCGUGCUAGCAAUAUGCGACAUAACUUAUUCGAUAGUAUUACUCAUUGAAUGGCUCAUGUUAAUGGAUAUAGAACCAAUGAAAGACGCAUACUGGGUAAUUUACUUGAUAAAGUUUCCGAAAUUCUUUUUCGAGUUCUUGAGCGUGUGGCUUAUAGUAGCUUUUACCAUCGAGCGAUAUAUUGUUACGAAGUAUCCGCUUCUGCGUCGAUCUUGGUGCACUGUCAGACGAGCAAAAAUCGUAGUAAUCACGCUGAUGGGACUAGCAAUUUUGUUCAACAUUUUUUUUAUUUGGACCAUGACUUAUACAAAUGAACUUUUAAAAUCCAAUAAUAUAAUUAGCUAUACUUUAUACAAACAUCAAAAUUUGGACAUUCAGAUAAGCGCUGCAUUUAAAAGGAUGAUUAUGACUUCUAUUAUAAUAUUUACUUUACCUGCUCUCGUGAUAGUAAUCUGCAAUACUCUGAUAGGAUAUCACAUUUACCAGCAAAAUCGUGUUCGCAAAAUGUUGAUUGCAGCGUCCGAUUCUUCUAAUAAAAAAACGCAGAUUUCUAGUGUCAAAAUGCAGUAUAAAAUCACAAGAAUGCUUAUUCUUGUUUCGAGCAUAUUUGUAAUGGUAAAAUUACCUAGACAUUACUUUUCCUUCAUUUUUCGUUACAUUACUGAAUCUAGCAAUGUGAUAGUCAUGUUCACAAUAUUCGACUUAUUAGACAUAGCACAUAACAGUAUAAAUUUUGUUCUCUACUGCGCAACUGGACAAACUUUUCGCAGAGAACUAAUCCACAUGUUUACAAAACGUACAAAUAUAAGGAAAAACAAAAAUCAUGGAGAUGUAUAAUUAUAAAUAACAGUUGCAAGUUUACGUUCUAUCGCAGUUCAAAUAAAACAUUGUAUUUGUUAACAUCACACAACAGAAAGUUUCUCAAGGGGAGCUAACACUCCUGAUUGAUACACGAGAAAUUAUAAUAUACAUUAUAACUUCAUAUAAAUAUAGUUAACUGCAAAUAGCUUAAUAAAAUAGUUAAAC